ACCCCUCCCCAAAAUCGGUCUUUAAUCCCUAAAAUCAUCGCCAACUUCUUUCCCCCACCGCCUACCACCCCUCCCCAAAAUCGGUCUUUAAUCCCUAAAAUCUUCGCCUCAGCACCUCUUCCGUUUCGAUCGCCGCAGCAGCAACCUUAAAGGGCGGAGUCAUCAGAGGAAUUUAGUGAAUUGGGUAGAAUGAGAUCUUCCCCUCCGAGGCGGAAUUCUUCGGCUGCUCUAGUCGGUGCCAAUAACGAUCUUAUUAGGGAAAUUCUAUUGCGUAUGCCUGCAAAGAAUGCUGUCAGACUCAAAUUGGUGUCAAAGAGUUGGCUGUCUCUCUUCUCCGAUAUCAGUUUCAUCCCUGGUCGGAAUUCUAAUGCAACCUCUGGUCUCAUCAUUAUGGAAGGUGGCAUGUCGAAACCAAGGUACUCCUAUGUUUCUCUAGAUGAAAGUAAAAGAACAACAGAUGAUGAACCAACAAGAUACAUUCGUUUUUUUGACCCCCAUGCUCCGGCUCCUCUAAAGAUUUCAGAUUCCUGUAAUGGCUUGUUUCUUUGUUACGCAAAAGCAACAGCAUACCAGGCCAUCCAAACCAGACUUUACGUUGUCAAUCCUAGCACCCACCAAUUCACCACUCUUCCUUUACCCCCUACCCAUCAAACAAAUUGGAAAGAUUUCAGGUUAGUGUCUGAUCCCUGCAAGUCAUCUGUGUACCUGGUUUACGGAAUUGAUCUCUCAGAUUCAGAUUCAGAUUCAGAUUCAGUUUGUAAUAUCCUUGAAUAUUCGUCUCUCACUGGAGUUUGGAAUUUGUUUCCUGUGGAUGACUUCGAUCUAGUCCAUAGACGUUUUAAAGGAGCGUUUUGCAAUGGUGCUCUUCAUUGGGUCCGUAAAGAUGGAUAUUCUUAUCGUUUUGAUGUCAGUCAGAAGUCAAUAAAAAAGUUACCAAAGCCUCCACUUCCUGAGUAUUGGAAGAGUGGUACUGAUCUCCAAUAUUUUGGGGAAUAUGAGGGCAACUUGUAUUUUAUUGCUCAUGAUACAGGAUCGUCAACAUUGAUUGUCUAUGAGUUGCACAAAGACUGCUCUGGAUGGUUUAUGAAGUACAGUUUAGCCACAAUAGACAUUAAUAUUCAAUUUCAAAUGAGUCCUAAUUUCCAACAGCUCGGAUACUUGUGUUGCUCGGUGCUUUCAUUGGUGAAGGUUAAGAAUGAAGGGCCAAAGCUUGUAAUGUGGAUGCGAAACGGUAAGAUCAUAUCUUAUAGCUUCAAGGAUAAUACUUUCAGCAAGCAUUGUGAUCAUGUGGAAAAUAAAUAUGGGAAGUGCAAGGCUUUUAAGUUCUAAGGUGGGACUUGGUCACGCAUCUGAUUGGGAUGAUUAGACCAUAGCUAGUGCCUUUUUGGAUGAAAAUUGUAACAGUAAUCAUCUAUAUAUUUUAUAUGAUUCGCCAAAUUUCUUAUUUGUAUCCUGUAUAUUAUUUUUAUCUUUC
This is a messenger RNA of Rubroshorea leprosula, 1474 nucleotides long. Lineage: Eukaryota; Viridiplantae; Streptophyta; Magnoliopsida; Malvales; Dipterocarpaceae. The record is from the annotation of a GenBank genome assembly.